This is a messenger RNA of Ziziphus jujuba (common jujube), 1341 nucleotides long. RefSeq names its product probable aspartic proteinase GIP2. Gene Ontology annotation, biological process: proteolysis. Lineage: Eukaryota; Viridiplantae; Streptophyta; Magnoliopsida; Rosales; Rhamnaceae. Gene Ontology annotation, molecular function: aspartic-type endopeptidase activity. The record is from RefSeq and is a predicted model, not a curated record. The coding region runs from base 1 to 1341 and encodes 446 amino acids. The transcript has a single exon.
AUGGCUUUCCACUCCUCCUUCAAUUUCCUUCUCUUCUUUUGCCUUCUCUUCCCCAUCAUCAUCUACCCCUCCAUAGCCAAAGCUACUACUACUUCUUCUUCUUCCUCCUUUCGACCCAAAACUCUCUUUCUACCAGUAACCAAAGUUGUCCACUCUACCAAUAUAAAACAAUACGUCAUUGACACCAAACAAAGAACCCCUCUAGUUCCCAUCAAACAAACACUAGAUCUGGGCGGCCAAUACCCUUGGUUAGUAUGCGAUCGAAGUUAUGUCUCAUCCACCUAUAAGCCUGCUCAUUGCGGCUCUGCUGCUUGCCGGCUCACCAAGUCCCAUGUUUGUCGGGAUUGCAAAGGAACCAUUAAUACUCCAGGCUGCAACAAGAACACAUGCAUCGUCAAUACCUUCAACAGAAUCGGUCACGUAUCGGUCAGCGGUGAGUUAGCACAAGACAUUGUCUCCAUCCUUGCCGUCAAUAACUCUAUUGUUACCACUGGCAAGCCAGUUUCUGUCCCUAAAUUCCUAUUCGUCUGCGGGAAAACCUCUCAAUUAAAAGGCUUGGCUAGUGGUGUCAAAGGCAUUGUUGGCUUGGGAAGGUCUAAUCUCGGACUUCCUUCGCAAUUCUAUUCGGCUUUCAGCCUCAAAAAGAAGUUUGCCGUAUGUUUGAGCUCUUCAACAACAUCUGAGGGUGUUGUUUUCUUUGGUGAUGGACCUUAUUACACUUUGGCCCAUCGUGAUUUCUCUCAGGCUCUUGCUUACACUCCACUCAUCGUCCAUCCCACCAAUUCGAAAUCUUCAGAAUACUAUAUCGGGGUUGAGUCUAUCAAGAUCGGUGAUAAAGCUGUGCAUUUGAACACUUCAUUGCUAUCCAUUGCCAAGGAUGGUAGUGGUGGAACAAGGAUUAGCACGGUCGAGCCCUACACGGUGCUGCACUCCGCCAUAUACAAAGCGGUGGUGGGUGAAUUUGAGAGUGCUUUGAGAGCAUUUAUAGGUGAUGAUCGGUUCAAAAGAGUAGCAGCUGUGAAACCUUUUGGUGCUUGCUAUAACUCGAGCUACAUUGGCAUCGAUCGAUUGGGACCGGUCGUGCCACGCAUUCAGCUUGUGCUGCAUGGCCAAAGUGAGCCUUGGAUGAUAUACGGAGCGAACGCAAUGGUGGAUGUUGGGGAGAAUGUAUUGUGUCUUGGAUUCGUUGAUGGAGGUGAAAUUCCUUUGCAGCCUUCCAUUAUUAUUGGAGGGCAUCAAUUGGAAGACAAUUUUCUUCUGUUUGAUUUAGCUAGUAACAGGCUCGGAUUUAGCUCUUCACUUUUCACUCGACAAAACACUUGCGCCGACUUCAUCUUCUGA